AAAUUCCCCAUACCUAGGUUUUACAAAAUAAAUUUUUCAUCUGUGUUCGACUAUUGAUUCGUGUGUUUAUUCGUCGUAAAGAUUGUUAUUUAUUUUGUGGUGUUUCCAAUAAGAUAAUCAUUAUCGGGCUAUUUAGUUCUACAUUUUUUUCACUAGACAUAUAACACACAGUAAGAGUAAGAAUCAAGUUUGCAUAAGUACCUGUAGCUUUUAGUUUAUCAUUUCAAUCCGUGCAGUUGUGUUCACGUAAAAAAAUGAAUUAUGAGACAAAUAGACUUAAUACAUUUACCGAUUGGCCUUCAUCAGCACCUGUAGAUCCUAUACGAAUUGCUAAAGCAGGGUUUUUCUAUACGGGCGAAGGUACAGAAGUGAAGUGCUUUUGUUGUAGUAGUAAGAUAUCCCAGUGGAAUUAUGGAGACCAGGUGAUGUGGAGGCAUCGUCAAUUGCAACCAACUUGCGUAUUCGUGACGCAUCCUGAACUCUCAGGGAAUGUGCCCUUAGUUCUAGGGCCAGAAUGUCCUCCAUCACUCACGCGUACACCAUCAGUGCCUUCUGAUGAUGUGCAAAAUGAUCAUACUUACACUGCACCUGAUUAUGGACUAACAGAAGAAGACGAAACUUAUAAGAAUGAUGCUUUACGACUUCUAUCUUUUAUUAAUUGGGAUGAUUCGUCAGUUUCCCGCCAAUCGCUCGUCAAUGCUGGCUUCUAUCACGCCGGCGAGGGUCGUCUCCGUUGUGCCUGGUGUGGAGGAGAGUUGUCCCGUUACAACCACUUUACCUCCGCCACACCUCUGGAAGUGCACCGAAUGUAUUUCUCGCGGUGUCAGCACGCAGCGAGCUUGGAAGCAGCUCAGCAGGCACAGGCGGGCAACAUAUCCACCACGUCAUCACCGGCACUCUCGCCAUCACCACCCAACGACACCCCGCGCGUCGAGUCACCACCGGCUAACUUGAAUAAUUUACCGCAAUCGUCAGGUGCAGCUCACAACGAGCGUGUAUUAAGCCAGGGUGGUACAUGGCGUAACUUGGGCGUGGUGGGCGGUGGAGCUCGCCACCCACAGUACGCGUCGCUGGCGGCGCGCCUUUCGAGUUUCGAGCGAUGGCCCGCGGACAGGCAACAAGCGCCGCGGACACUCGCUGAGGCUGGCUUCUUCCACACCGGUACUGAUGAUCAGGUGCGCUGUUUCUACUGCGACGGUGGUCUAGGCAAGUGGGAGGCAGGUGACACUCCGUGGUCGGAGCAUGCGCACUGGUUCCCUCACUGCGGAUACGUACUACUCGUGAAGGGACAGGAAUUUGUCGACACCUGCCGUAACCGCUCGUCUGUACAGAGAACUGUUAGCUUUUCUGAAGCUGGUCGCAAUGCGAGACGACGAAACGGUGAAAACUUUCCUAUCACAGAAAGUCAGGUAGAAGAAUGUAUGGAAAGUACAAUGGCGGCGGCGGCGUUGGGAGCUGGCUUAGACGCGGCGCGCGUGCGACGAGCGAUAACGAACAGAUUACGAACUGUUGGAACUCCUUUCACAUCAUCAGAGGCGUUGAUAGACGCCGUCCUAGACGACCAGCUCAAUGAGGAGCCGUGGUCUAUGACGCCACAGAGUCGACUCGCUCGGGACAUACUCUCUGAAACUUUCAGAGAAUUUGCACCAAGAUCUGGGAUUCCAUCUCAACACGUGGCCUUACUAACCCGUCCGUAUGGAAGCGAUCAAAGUAGCAGUCCAGCUCGGUCAAUGACCCCUGAUGACGAUGACGAUGAUGAUUCAGAAAAUGACGUUAAUAACCGUGAUGUGCCUUACAGCACUAGCCAACAAGCCAGACGGUCGCCUGCAAGGGACGUAGAUAAUAGUAAUACAGCAACUAAACCUAAAACUGAAGUUAAAAUUGAUAAUGACAAUGCGCAAGAUUCGCCUGCGCAAGAGACGAAGAAAUUGUCGCUAGAAGAAGAGAAUAGACAGCUGAAAGAAGCCAGAUUAUGUAAAGUGUGCAUGGAUUGUGAGGUGAGCGUGGUGUUCCUGCCGUGCGGGCACCUGGUGUCGUGCGCGCGGUGCGGGGCGGCGCUGGGCGCCUGCCCGCUGUGUCGCGCGCCCGUGCGGGCACUCGUGCGGGCCUACCUCGCCUGACAAUACAGAUCGAACGAAGUGCAAUUAAAACACGGUACUUUUCACUCUCAACUGCAGUUGCAACUAAAUAAUAGAUUAGUUAUGGGUUACUAGCUCAUUAGAGUUUAACGAUACAAAAUAUUUGACCAGUUGUAAAUACAUACCCUAAUCCUAUAACAUUGGGCCUACAUUUUGAGUAACGAUCAAAAUUAAUAAACACAAAAAAAUCAUUUUUUUUAUAAAAAUAAAAAAAACAGUAAAGUCAUUCUGUAGUUUUUUUAAUAUAAAUUCGUUAAAAUAAACCCAAAAACAAUGCUUUAUACGAACGUACUUGCUACAAAAAUGUCCAAUAUAUAGUGGUUUUCAAAAGUUAUCAGUGUCAGUAUGACCAUGAAAUUAAUUGUAAUGUUGAUUACACAAGUUAAAUGUCUAUUACACUUUAAAUAUCGUACGGGUCCCAUUGGCAGAGCAUUUGCUUUCGCCAGUCUUCUAUUGGCAAUCAAAGGUUUAAAUAUGUGGUUUUAUAAACUUAAUUCGAAGUAUAAAGAAAGAAUAUAUUUUUUUGUGGCGAGGUGGUGAAUCUUAAAACUAUAAAAAUGUAAUAGUGGCUUAAGCUCUUCCCAGUGUAUCCUAUUAAACUUAAAUAAUAAUAAUAAAAAAAA
Molecule: messenger RNA, 2761 nt
Organism: Spodoptera litura
Lineage: Eukaryota; Metazoa; Arthropoda; Insecta; Lepidoptera; Noctuidae
Gene: Diap2
Product: Death-associated inhibitor of apoptosis 2
Biological process (GO): regulation of cell cycle; negative regulation of apoptotic process; positive regulation of protein ubiquitination
Cellular component (GO): nucleus; cytoplasm
Molecular function (GO): ubiquitin protein ligase activity; cysteine-type endopeptidase inhibitor activity involved in apoptotic process
Source: RefSeq, a predicted model, not a curated record